This is a messenger RNA of Salvia splendens (bonfire salvia), 672 nucleotides long. RefSeq lists its product as uncharacterized. NCBI's taxonomy places the organism in Eukaryota, Viridiplantae, Streptophyta, Magnoliopsida, Lamiales, Lamiaceae. The transcript is spliced from 2 exons. The record is from RefSeq and is a predicted model, not a curated record. The coding region runs from base 1 to 672 and encodes 223 amino acids.
AUGAAGGAUCUUGGUCAUCUAAAGUAUUUCUUGGGAAUAGAAGUACUUAGAUCAAAGCAAGGGAUCUUUAUCAACCAAAGGAAGUAUGUGCUGGAUAUCUUGGCGGAAACUGGAAUGGUUGAUUGCAAACCAGUGGACACUCCAAUGGUCCAGAAUCACGGACUACAAAUCCGUGAAGGAGCUAAGUUAGCUGAUCGAGGGAGGUAUCAAAGGUUAGUUGAUUGGACAGGAAAUCCAAAUGACAGAAAGUCGACUGCGGGAUAUUUCACCUUUGUAGGAGGUAACUUGGUAACAUGGAGGAGCAAGAAACAAAAGGUAGUGGCCCUGUCGAGUGCCGAAGCAGAAUUUCGAGGGAUUAAGAGUGGAUUGACAGAGGUCUUAUGGCUCAAGAGAUUGAUGACAGAACUCGAACUCAAAUCUACACAACCAUGUAGACUAUUAUGUGAUAACAAGGCAGCCAUUAGUAUCUCGGAAAAUCCAGUUCAACAUGACCGUACUAAACAUGUGGAGGUAGACCGGCACUUUAUAAAGGAUAUCAUUGAUGCAAAGAUAGUAGAGUUGCCCUAUGUCAAGUCAGAGGAUCAACUGGCAGACAUCUUGACCAAAGCAGUUAAUUCAAAUUCUUUUCGAAGUGUAUUGGACAAGUUAAACAUUGGUGAUCCCAUCACUUAA